GUUGCUAAUCCACGGCUCCUUUCCACACGUUCCUCCAAGCGUAGCCAUUCCGUUACAGAAAAACAAGCACGGACCGUACCGCUCCUGCAUACCAGGAACUGCUACACUACUUCAGUCUCCUACAGCAUGCCUUCUUCCAGUGCCGCGCCUAAGGAUGCCAGCGAUCUGCGUCUGCCCACAGACCUGAAACCGACUCACUAUGACCUUACCGUCUGGACCGACCUCGAGACCAACAAGUUCGAAGGAAUCGUCCAUGUGGACUUGCAGGUUAUGAAGGAGACUUCCAAGGUCGUCCUGAACACCGCGAACUUGGAGCUGGGCGAGGCUUCGCUCCACUCGAAUGCCUUGCAAAGCGUUCAGAACGAGCACACUCGGGAGUUUGACGAGAAAACCGAGCGCGGGACUUUCUACUUUUCUAAAGCUCUUCCGGCUAAGUCUCAGGCCCGCUUGUCCAUCCCCUUCAAGGGGGAGCUGACGGGGGACAUGAUGGGCUAUUACCGGUCCACGGGCGGCAAGACUGGCGAGUUCAAGUACACAUUGACUCAGUUUGAGCCCACCGCCGCUAGGAGGGCGUUUCCGUGCUGGGAUGAGCCGCUGCUCAAGGCCACGGCUGCGGUCACGCUUGUCUCUCGAGUGAACUCCGUCAACCUGAGCAACAUGCCGGUUAUCUCGGAAGAAGUGUACAGACCAGAUAGCGUCGAUCAGGACUCUUGGCUCGCGAAGAAGAUGGCGUCAUUGCCUGACGCCGCAGGCCAGUGGAAGGUUACGCGUUUCGACACAACGCCUCCCGUGUCGACUUACCUCGUCGCUUACGCCAAUGGUCCGUUCGUGUACUUGGAAGACUCCUACAAGAGCCCACUCAGUGGCAAGGUCCGGCCUCUUCGUAUCUAUACGACCCCGGACGUCAUCUCCCAGGCGCAAUUCGCGCUUGAUAUCAAGCGAAAGGUUCUUCCGCUGUACGAGCAAGUAUUUGACAUCGAGUACCCCUUGCCGAAGCUCGACACUCUAGUGGCAAACGACUUCGACGCAGGUGCAAUGGAGAAUUGGGGCCUGAUUACCGGAAGGACCACCGCUUUCUUGUUAGAUCCAGCCUCUGCAGACAUCCACUCCAAGCAGAACAUUGCGACUACUCAAAGCCACGAGGUCGCACAUAUGUGGUUCGGCAACAUCACAACGAUGGAGUGGUGGGAUAAUCUCUACUUGAACGAAGGCUUCGCAACACUUAUGGGGGAGAAAAUCAUUCUUGUCAAGGUGUUCCCGGAGUGGAAAUUGGACUCCGAGUUCUUGACCACGAACUUCUUCCGAGCUCGUUCGUUGGAUGCCAAGCUUUCUUCACAUCCCAUCGAGGUGGAGUGUCCUGAUGCGAAUAUGAUCAACCAGAUAUUCGAUUCUCUCUCAUAUGCGAAGGCAGCCUCAGUGCUCAACAUGCUGGCGAGUUACGUCGGGGAGGACCGAUUCCUCAAAGGGGUCUCCAUAUACCUCAAGAAGCAUACUUACAAGAACAGUGUCACGAAAGACCUUUGGGAGGGCAUCCAAGCUGCAACAGACCUGGACAUCCCCAAAAUGAUGGACAAUUGGGUGAAGAAGAUCGGCUACCCGGUCGUCACGGUUACCGAGAAGGAAGGCGGUAUUCAGUUGAGGCAGGAUAGGUUCCUAGAGACAGGUCCGGCCGAUCCUAAGGAUAACGAGACGAUCUGGACCAUUCCUGUGAACCUGCUUACUGUCGGUUCAGACGGCAAAGCGGUGAUCAACAGGGACAUUCUCUUGAACGAGCGUGAAAAGUUCAUCCCACUGGAUACGAGCAAGCCAUACAAGCUCAACGCUGACACUACGGGCUUCUAUGCGACUCAAUACCCCCCUGAGCGACUUGCCGAGCUUGGACAGCAGGCAGUGGCUGAGAACUCUCCGUUCUCGCUGUCUGACAGGAUUGGCCUCGUUUUCGACGCACUCGCCCUCGCAAAGGCGGGCUAUGCGCCUGUGAGUAGCGCUCUAGAGCUGAUCAGCGCGUUGAAGAACGAGAAAGAGCACUUGGUCUGGAGCGCCAUCGCUACUAACAUCUCUUCCAUCGUUUCAACAUGGUAUGAGAACAACCAGGUUGUAGAUCAGCUGAAUGCUCUCAGGAGGGAACUGUUCGUCCCACUGGUCAAGCAGCAUGGGUUCCAGUAUUCCGACUCCGACACGUAUGAUGUCCAGCAGCUUCGGACCACAGCGAUUGAGCAAGCUGCCGAUGCAGGUGAUCCUUGGGUCGUGAAGGAACUUACCAGUCGCUUUGAUCACUUCCUGAAGACCGGAGACGACUCCAAGAUACCCAGCGACUUGACCGGCGUGGUAUUCAGGACCGCUGUCCGCGAAGGUGGCCGAUUGGAGUGGGAGGCUAUCAAGCGCAUUGUUCUAGCACCUAAGAACCCCUACCAAGGCCUCUCAGCAAUGAGGGCAAUGGGUGCCAGCAAGGACCUGGGGCUUGCGGAAGAGACUUUCCAGUUCAUCUUGAACGAGGCCCGUGAUCAAGACACGUUCUACUUUGCUGGUGGCUUGCAGCGCAAUUUCGUGACUAGGAAGUUCGUGGCGGAAAAGUUCAAGGAGCACUUUGCGACCUUUGAGAAGCGUUACGCUGGUAACUUCGGCCUCAUCCGAUGGACCGAGAUCUGCUUUACGGGGCUGUCUUCCGAAAAAGACUACGAAGAGACAUCAGCCUUUUUCAAGGGCAAAGACACGUCCAAGUUCGAUAUGGCGCUCAAGCAAACCCUCGACUCGAUCAAGGCUCGUGCGGCAUGGGUGAAGCGUUCCACGGGAGAGUUGACUCAAUGGCUGAACGAACAUGGUUCGAAACUCUGAAGGGCCCGUCUCGUAGCGUAGUCUCGCUUUCAUUGUUGUAUGGCAUCUUGGCCAAACGAUUCACUGUGCU
Molecule: messenger RNA, 2905 nt
Organism: Dichomitus squalens LYAD-421 SS1
Lineage: Eukaryota; Fungi; Basidiomycota; Agaricomycetes; Polyporales; Polyporaceae
Exons: 27
Coding region: 127-2835 (902 amino acids)
Biological process (GO): proteolysis; peptide catabolic process
Cellular component (GO): cytoplasm
Molecular function (GO): zinc ion binding; metalloaminopeptidase activity; peptide binding
Source: RefSeq, a predicted model, not a curated record